Molecule: messenger RNA, 1563 nt
Organism: Penicillium waksmanii
Lineage: Eukaryota; Fungi; Ascomycota; Eurotiomycetes; Eurotiales; Aspergillaceae
Product: sugar porter family MFS transporter
Exons: 8
Coding region: 1-1563 (520 amino acids)
Biological process (GO): transmembrane transport; carbohydrate transport
Cellular component (GO): membrane
Molecular function (GO): carbohydrate:proton symporter activity
Source: RefSeq, a predicted model, not a curated record
AUGGGCAAGCUUCCGAGCUUCAGCAAUGUAUACUUGAUCAGUGGACUAACAACCAUCGGAGGCCUUAUUCAGGGCUUUGAUGUGUCGAGUAUGUCUGCGAUCAUUGGUACCAAUCAGUAUAAGGAAUACUUCCAUAAGCCUAAUGCAGUCUUGCAGGGUGGAAUCACUGCAAGUAUGGCAGGUGGUUCUUUACUCGGCUCAUUGGUUUCCUCGUGGACCAGUGACCGAUUUGGCCGUCGUGAUUCUCUGUUUAUUGCAUGCAUCAUCUGGUUGGUUGGGUCUACAUUGAUGUGUGCUGUUCAAAAUGUGCCUAUGUUGAUUGUCGCCCGGAUCAUCAAUGGCUUCUCUGUCGGCAUGCUCACUAGUCAAGGUCCUAUCCUGAUAGCUGAAAUCAGCCUUCCUCACCAACGAGGCCGUCUACUUUCUUUACAACAAUGGAUGAUCACUUGGGGUAUCAUGAUCAUGUACUUUAUCAGCUACGGCGCAUCUUUCAUGGGAAAUAAUGGUGUAUUUCGUCUCCCUUGGGCUAUUCAGAUGUUGCCAGCAAUCCUGCUACUAUUUUGCCUUCCCUUGAUGCCGCGGUCCCCUCGUUGGUUAGCGGCACAAGAUCGAUGGGAGGAAGCAGUCGAGGUUCUUGCCAGGCUACACGCCAAGGGAAAUACUUUAGACCCUAUCGUCAUUGCACAAACUACCGAGAUUCGGGAGAAGAUUGACGCGGAAAAGAAAUACCAGAGCACGUCCUGGAUGGAGCUGUUCAACUCUCGCAACAUCAUUCGUGUUCACUGUGGCAUUUUCACCCACGUAUGGUCCCAAUUGUCGGGCACCAACGCUCUGAUGUACUACAUCGUUUAUAUCUUCCAGAUGGCUGGUUUAUCUGGAAACAAAACUCUCAUCUCCGCCUCUAUCCAGUAUAUUAUUAAUGUUGUCAUGACAUUACCGGCCCUGAUCUUCAUCGACAAGCUUCCUCGCCGCCAGCUGUUUAUCUUUGGGGCCCUUGGUAUGGCUGUCUUUCAGUUCACACAGGCUGGUAUCAUGGCCACCUAUGGCCACUAUGUUCCAGGUGGCUUGCCUGGGUCGCCUACUGUCACCUGGAAAGUCACGAAUCCGAAGGCGUCGAAGGCGCUCAUUGCUUGUUCAUACUUGUUCAUUGCAACAUAUGCGCCCACAUGGGGUCCACUCGGGUGGGCUUACCCUCCGGAAAUCAUUCCCCUCUACAUUCGUAGCAAGGCUGUCUCUCUUGCCACCUUUUUCAACUGGGGAUGCAACUUCGCCCUCACGUUUUUUACCCCGCCUGGGUUUCAAAACAUCCAGUGGAAGCUAUAUUGUAUCUUCGGCACCUUCUGCCUUCUUGCCGCCUUGCACGUCUUUCUCCUUUUCCAGGAAACAUGUGGCAAGUCUUUAGAAGAAAUUGACGACGUUUUCAACAAUCAAAGUAUCUGGGCCUUCAAGGCUAAGAAGGAGCCUAGCCGUUUUGUGGCUGAUAUUGAGCAAGCGAAGGAAGAUCUCGAUGCUGGGAAGGUCGAUAUCAAUCAUGUCGAGGCUGAAAAGUCUUCAACUGUAUAA